This is a messenger RNA of Panicum virgatum (switchgrass), 1334 nucleotides long. Its product is annotated as HMG-Y-related protein A-like. Bases 258 to 965 code for a protein of 235 amino acids. Gene Ontology annotation, molecular function: nucleosomal DNA binding; double-stranded DNA binding. NCBI's taxonomy places the organism in Eukaryota, Viridiplantae, Streptophyta, Magnoliopsida, Poales, Poaceae. The transcript is spliced from 3 exons. Gene Ontology annotation, biological process: negative regulation of DNA recombination; chromosome condensation; nucleosome assembly. Gene Ontology annotation, cellular component: nucleus; nucleosome; nucleolus. The record is from RefSeq and is a predicted model, not a curated record.
CCGAAAGGCCCCGAGCCGGGUCGCCCCGGUACCACACGGCCACACCAUACCACCCCGACAGAUUCCUUGUCGAAACUGUACUUGCAUUCCCUGAGCGGCCGCGCCCCCGGUCUCAGAUCCGCGUCGUCGCGGCCCCUCUCCUUCUCCUCCCGUGCGCUGCGGCCCCCGAAUUCCUCCCACUCCCCCCAGCACGCCCGCAAAGGCACGCCGAGAGGCGAGAGGGAGAGGAAGCGACAGCCAGCGGCCGAGGCAAAGGCAUGGCCACUCCCACUCCUAGUGGCGGCGGCGGAGGGCGAGCCUCCGACCUCGUGCCCCCCUCCUACCCCGAGAUGAUCGUCGCGGCGAUCGCCGCGCUAGCGGAGGAGAACGGCUCCAGCCAGGCCGCCAUCGCGCGCCGCAUCGAGGCGGAGGCCCGCGGCGACCUGCCGGCCUCGCACCCGGCGCUCGUCGCCGCGCACCUCACCCGCAUGUCCGCCGCCGGGGAGCUCGUCGCCGUCGCGGGGGGGAAGUACGCGCUGCCCCCGCCCCCGCCGCCGGCUCCGCCGGCGCCGGAGUCGCCAGCUGACGGCGGCGUCGUCGUUGACGACGACUGCGCCGACGAGGAGGAGGAGGAGGAGGAGGAGGAGGAGGAGGCGCCGGAGCCUCUGCCGCAGCCGCCCGCUAAGCGCGGGCGCGGAAGGCCCCCGAAGGUGCGCCCCCCGGGCUACCCCGCCACCGGGUCGGGAUCUGCCGGCCCCGUCGGCGCGCCCGGAGCUGCCGCCGCACCACCCGCCGCGCCGCGCCGGCGCGGCCGCCCGCCCAAGCCGCGGGACCCGCACGCGCCGCCCAAGAUCGCGCGCCCGCGCGGCCGCCCGCGCAAGAACCCGCUCCCGGAGGGGAUGGCGCCGCGGCCGCGCCCGCGCCCCGGCGCGCCAACGACGGCCAAGGCGGCGCGCCCGCAGUUCGCCGAGGUCGGCUUCGUGUGAUGCGCGGACCCCUCUCGCCGGCAGGGCCGGGGGCGCGGUGGGGUGCAGAGCUGGCGCUAGCUAACAUUUUGCCCGGGCCGGGGGCGCGGUGGGGUGCAGAGCAGGCGCUAGCUAACAUUUUGCCCUUGUUCCAGCUGUUGUCUGAUGUGGGGUUUCUUCUCAGUUCGUGUUGUUGUCUAAUUUCUGGAGCGUGUAGGAGCAGGAGUCUGAGUGGGCGGUAGGGCGACGAUGGCGGCGGUGUGUCGUGGUGUUGCUACCUUACUAUUGGCGGUCGCCGGAGGGGUUCGCCUCCGGCGGUGUAUCUUGUGUCUCAUCUCCUUGUCGCUCGCGCGCAAUGCAAUGCAGUUAGUCUGAUCGUUUGAUUUCCCA